Messenger RNA from Encephalitozoon hellem ATCC 50504, 846 nucleotides. RefSeq lists its product as uncharacterized. The transcript has a single exon. The record is from RefSeq and is a predicted model, not a curated record. Bases 1 to 846 code for a protein of 281 amino acids. Lineage: Eukaryota; Fungi; Microsporidia; Unikaryonidae.
AUGGAAAACAUGGAACAAGACAUGGGCAAGAAAGGUACCUGUAUGCCCUAUGCAAUAGAUAAAGGUGGCCAAGAUGCUAAGAGGGAAUGCAGAACGAAUGUAGGAAUAAAUGCUUUGUCCAAAAUAAGCGAUAAUCCAUUUGAUGUCUUAUCUCAAUCACUGUACAAGAAGAGCGAGGUAAGCUGUAAAGAGCUUCCAUCAAAGAAGAGUCUGAUAGAAGACAGUAUAUUUGAGGAGCUUCUUCUGAAGCCCAAGGCCAAGCCUAAGACUGAAAGUAGAAAGAUGCCCUAUGGAAUAUUUACAUCGAUGGCCUUAGUGGCUGAUAAGGAAAUACAGGUCGGGGAAAGGAGAAUGUAUAAGUUUCCAUUUGAAGUUGAGACGAAGAACGAUGGAUCCCAGCUCUUCGAGAAAAUGUAUUCAGAAUAUCUGAUAGCAGCCAAGUCUGUCUUCAAAGAGUACAAAAGGAGCAACAUCAGAUUCUACAUGAAGCUUAAAAACGACUUUUUAUUGUUUGAUUCAUAUUUGAGAGCCAGUUCUGGAAUGAAGAAGGACCUGAUUAAAAAUGAGAUCGAAUUCAAGGAAGAGGGGACCUUUCUAAUUGUCAAAGGAAUUGAAGUGGCUCUGGUUUUUGACUACAUAAUCAACAUCCCGAUGUCACCAUCUUUCUCCAUUCCAUUCAUUCUAUCCGAAAAUCAAUUUGAAAACGGAAUACUGUUUUCUGUAAGGCUUCAAAAAAGACGUGCAAUAAGAGAAGGAAAAAAGAUACUUUACUCAUACGAACUCCAGGGGCCUUUCUGGGCUGAAGAUUACAAGGAGCUGGUUGAUCUUCACACCCGGAUCGUCUAA